Messenger RNA from Leptidea sinapis, 3629 nucleotides. Its product is annotated as breast cancer anti-estrogen resistance protein 3 homolog. The coding region runs from base 259 to 2187 and encodes 642 amino acids. The record is from RefSeq and is a predicted model, not a curated record. NCBI's taxonomy places the organism in Eukaryota, Metazoa, Arthropoda, Insecta, Lepidoptera, Pieridae. Gene Ontology annotation, molecular function: guanyl-nucleotide exchange factor activity; phosphotyrosine residue binding. The transcript has 6 exons. Gene Ontology annotation, biological process: positive regulation of peptidyl-serine phosphorylation; small GTPase-mediated signal transduction.
AAUGCAUAAAUAUUCAUUAAUUAUAAAAAUCAUAUUAUAAUUUAAUUUUUUUAUAUAAGUAGUUCAUUUAAUACCCAUUAUAAUAAGCGCUCAGGAAGUUUUAUUAAUAAAAAAAGAAGUUCGUACGAAUCAUUGCCAGUUCAGCAUGAUAGGGGCGCGCCAUUAUUGAUUUGUUCACCCUCUCCGUAUAGCCCCGUCUACGUAAAAUAUUACCAAAACAAGUGCAAAUUCUGUGUCACAAAGAGUCAGUGAACUAAUAUGGACACUAGCGCAAUGACAACGUCUGGACUUCUGGAAUGGGAGUUGUCUUUGCCUUCUGACCAGAUCAUAUCCCACGCAUGGUACCAUGGCGCUCUCAGUCGAACAGCUGCGGAAAAUCUGCUCCAGCAAGAUCGAGAGUUUUUGGUUAGAGACUCGACGUCACAACCAGACAAUUACGUGCUAAGUUGUCGGUGCAACAGUCAACAUUUACAUUUUGUUAUACAAAGGAUUGUGGUACACCCUGAAACUGUUUAUGAAAGAUAUCAGUAUCAGUUUGAAGAUGAAGCAUACGACACAGUCGCUGAUCUUAUAACGUCAUACGUGGGUUCGGGGAAACCGAUAUCCGCAGCUUCCGGGGCAAGAAUACAAUACCCAGCAAAUAGAUUAAUUCCCCUUUCUAACUAUAUCUCUAGCGACGAUUCAAACCCAAUCAUAUCACCUGCUGGAGACAGCAAUUAUGGGAACGCGUACAGCGUGUACAGCCAUUUUGCUGCAAAACCAGGAAUGCAGCUGCGUGUUCCGUUCAAGAAGCAGCGUUCACACUCACUGACACCCAUAGAUAUGGCACAGCACAUAGCCAAUGGAAAAAGUGCAAGUGCCGAUGGUGUAAUUCAAACCAAUAAGCAUUUGAUAAAAUUUUCCAGUGAGUCUAAUUCAAAUUGUAAUACCUGGGAUGCAAAUUUACCUACUAGCCCUCCAGCAAAACCGGCUAGAUAUGAUGGGCCUAAAGCUGACGACAGGCGUCUCGAGUUACAGAGGCUGUAUCAUGUAUCUGGGUCAGAUUCUGGCAACGGAUCAGGAGAUUCAACACAAAGCUCUGCACACAGUGAUCCAAACAAAUGCAGGAUUGAGUCUGAUUAUAAUCUUACGACUCCAACUUUGAAACAACACUUCGAUUACGAUUUAAUCGAAGCAAAACUUUUGCAGCUAGAAAAUUUGGAUUACAUCGUUGCAAAACGGAUCAAUCUUGAAAACUUUCAAUCACAAAUCAUUCUGCCAAAUCUGACCAAGCCAUUAGAAUCCGAAACUUUGCACACAAUAAAAUUACUAUUAAGAACAUCUGGGCCACGGAUAUUAGCAAAUCAUUUAACCAAGAUAGAUUUACAGUUUCUUUUGGAUGAGGAAAUUCAAUUUGAGGGUUUUGACAAAUGUAUCUCCGGGCUAGAACUAAGUUUUUUACCUCAAGGGAGAGCAUUAAGACGUGACAUUAUAGAAAGGGUCGAAACGUUUCGUCUUCUGAUCGCCGUGACUAUUCUCACAUGUCAAACUGAUCGUCAACGAGCUGAUACAUUAAAUGAUUGGAUUCUUCUAGCCAUCGAAACGAAGACAGCCCUUGGAAAUCUAUAUGGAUUCUCUGCUAUCAUGUUUGGACUAUGCAUGCCACAGGUGGAAUGCUUGGAAAACAGCUGGAAUAUACUAAGACGUAUUUACACGGACAAUGCCUUUAUGUUUGAAGCAAAACUGCGUCCAUGUUUCAAGAGUAUGAACGAGGGAACCAAUCCUCUGCCACCGAACACAACAACACCAUACUUGAUCCCAGCAGUUAUGUGCUUCCACUUGUUCGAUGGUGAAGGAGGUGGCUUGAUGCAGGCUGACGAUAAUUUCGAGGGUAGCUUGAUGAACACCCUGGAGUUCGAUUAUAGUGCUACAGCUGCUCAUCUUGAAGCAGCGAGACACUUUCCAGAGCAAGUUGAGAUGUUUAAACGUAACGCAAGAACUGUGGUGCAGGAAAUGUCAUCACUUGGACCGACUUUGGAUCCCACGCUAUUAGAAUUGUUUCGUUCUGAAUUUCAUAUAAACUUCCUUUGGGGGGAGAGGGGCGCCUUGACAACUCCCAAUCAAAGGUUCGCUCGAUUGACGGAUAUAUUAACUGCAAUGGCUAGUAAAUUAUCAAGCCAGCCUCCCGAUAGCGAUGAUCUCGUUUAGAAUGUUUUGUUAUCAAGUUGUGAUCGAAUAAAAUUCAUACUCAUUUUAGAUUUAAUUGAAAUAAUAGAAUUUUAUAUCCCAUAAAUCUAUUACUACGAAAGGGAUACAAAUCACUGGUACCCUUACAUAAUAUUAUUAUCAUUACUGUCAGCUAUAUCAAUUUAUAUAGGUAUAUUAAAGGGUAUUAGAGAAAGAAUGUUCGAAAUCGUAAAUAGUCUCCCCCGCGAUUAUGUAUUUGUAGGUCCACUUUCGUACUCGCGGGAAGAAACGCGAAUCUUUAUUUUAUCUUGCAGUAGCCGAUCGAGGGCUAAGCUAUAUUCUCUGUAAGGAAGGCUAAGACUGGGAUCUCUGCGUACUAUGCUUGCUUAUCUAUUUCACUUAAGCUAUUCCACUAUGGUGAUCCUCUUAGCAUGCUAGGAGCAGUUUAUAAAGCUCCGCGUGGAUAUGGGAGAGAAAUAUGGAUUCCUUAACUCUUUUUUCAAAACUGAUGGAGUCGUAUGAGUAUUUUUAUUUUUUGUUUCAUCACUUUACAUAGAUUAAUAAUUUGUUAAAUGAUGAAGCUGUUGACAUUUAUAUGAAGAGUGGCAGUGAAGUUCUUGCCACUUCUUCUCAUUAAAGAUAAAGCUUUUCCAAAGUUAUGGUAAAUAGUAAAAUGGAGUCAGGUAGGUAUAACUUUUGAUAUUCAAAAGUGUAAUUUGAUGACCAAAAUGUAUAAAUGUUUUGAUUCGAUUUGAACUCUAUUUAGACACUGUUGUGACGACCUGUAUAGCAGACUGGUUAGCGAUCCUACCUACUAAGCGAGAGAUCCCGGGUUCGAAUCCCGGUAGGUGCAAGCAUUUCUAUGAUGAAUAUGGAUGUUUGUUUCCGAGUCAUGGAUGUUUAUAUGUAUUUAUGUAUGUUUAAGUUAGUAUAUUGUAUUAAAUAUAUCGUUGUCUUUGUACCCAUAGUACAGGCUAUGCCUAGUUUGGGACAAGAUAAUUUGUGUAAGAGUGUGUCAAUAUUAUAUAUUAUUAUAUAUUAUAAAUAUAUCGUUUUCUUGCAACCCAUAACACAAGCUAUAUAUGCCUAAUUUGGGGCAAGAUAAUUUGUGUAAAGAGUGUGUCAAUAUUAUAAAAAAAAAACUGUAACAUUUAAAACAGACAAUUAGACGGCUUUAGUCGAGAAUAGAACUUCAGACCAAGGGGAUUAUUGACCUCUGAUCUGAAUCUUGUAAUAUCAGUGAUGAUAAUUUAUGCGUUAUAUAUAUCAAGCGCAUGACAAAUUCUUGUACAUCUUCCUAAAAACUGUUGAUACGAACAAAGAUUUGAUAAUAGUAACACUAUAAAGAAGGUGUCUAUGAUACUCUGUGGUAACAUCAAGUGAUUUGUCUAUGCGGAUUUGUAACAAUAUUAAUAACCGUAUUAGUAAGUAGUGAAUACAGAUUUGGAAUACGUUUAAGAUAU